AUGAAACCAUCACUCGGCGCAUGUUUCUUAUUAUUCGCCCUGGCCAGCGCACACGGUCAACACUCUCACGAAGACACGGUAAGACCAGAAGAUGACUGGGCGUUGUACCACAUGCAAGAAGAACAUCACAUAUCCAAUUUCGACCCAUCAUCCUUCUUCUCCCUUCACGACUUCAACAAUGACGGAGUCUGGACACCCGACGAGGUGCGCAGGACGUACGGUCUCGACGACGAAUCUCUACGCACCACGGCCGGCGAUGUAAAGGACAAGGCCGUGCUAGAGGUCUUCAAGAUCUUCGACCUUGCCAACAGCGGCGUCAUCACGCGCGACCAGUGGCUAGACGGGGUCCGGGCGGGCAAGAAGUUGCCAGACUCGGGCCUGGGGCCUGGCCACCACGGCGACGACGAGUACGAGUACGAAAUCCACCAUUUCGAAAAAUUCCACGACGAAAACACGAAAGAGGAAGACCUGAUCCAUCCCGAAGACAUUGCGCAUUUCAAGAAACAUGACAUGAUGGAGGACGAGGCGGAGCGGGUGUUGCGAGAACAGCGACAGAAUAUCGUGGAGAAGAAUAUCCCCAUGAAGUUCCGAAAACAACAGUAAUAAACCACAAUAUACAAAAGUACACCGAAAGAGAAAAAAGAGGGACAAGGUUUGGUUUCUGACUACGAGUUCGUGUCCCUCGGAGGCUCCUUGUCUACAACAAACCAGAAGCGAGACAGACGCAUGGUGUGUAUUCUGUAAGAUAGAUGCUCAAAGAGGGGCCAAGGAAAGAAAAAGGGGAGGAACAUGGUUCUUUUCUUAUCCAUUUGGAUUGGUCUGGAUAAUAUGGACAUCAUAGACACAAUGCAUGACACCAGGCGCAUAGGUCUUGAC
Exophiala oligosperma is the source of this 876-nucleotide messenger RNA. RefSeq lists its product as uncharacterized. The transcript has 2 exons. Gene Ontology annotation, molecular function: calcium ion binding. Lineage: Eukaryota; Fungi; Ascomycota; Eurotiomycetes; Chaetothyriales; Herpotrichiellaceae. Bases 1 to 603 code for a protein of 200 amino acids. Gene Ontology annotation, cellular component: endoplasmic reticulum-Golgi intermediate compartment; extracellular exosome. The record is from RefSeq and is a predicted model, not a curated record.